UCGGUGGAUUUUUCAACAGGAAUCCAUCAACUUGUUGUGUUUACUUCAGAUUUCUUUCGGCAGAUCCUAUGAGUACUCAGAUGGAAGUCUUGCGCUGCUUCAAUUGCGACCACACCGGUAGAAGGCACGAGGAUUUUUUCAAUAUUACAAAAAUUCAUCCGUCAUUUGCUGAGAAAGCAGACUCGGAAAGUGAAGAACAAGAACAAGACAAGUUUUUGAGAGAAAACGCUUUCCUAGUGUGUGGCGAUUGCGUCUACGAUCGUCUGCAAGAGUGUCAUAGCUGUGCCAAGAAAGCGCCACUGUGCAUGUUCAAAAUUGCGGAGUGGUUCACUGACAAGAAAAAUCGGAUUUGUAUCGAUUGUGCCGCAACUCUCGAGGCGCUUGGAUUAUUUCAGACCGGCUAUCAUUCCAGUGUAAUCAUUCGCCAGUGCUCGGUUUGUCGCCAUUUUAAGUAUUUACCUUCGUUUAUCAGUUGGAGAAAGCAUCAACCGCACGAAACAUUGAAAGAUUGCUUUGAAUGCCAACUCCGGCGAGAUAUCGUGCAAUAUAAGAGGAAAGUUCGAGAUCGAUACGAAGAAAAACUUCAACAAGAACCUGUUCUUGGUGAUGACAUCCAACCGUCAAGGACAGGUGGCAAAGAACGGUUUGGGAAGGCACUCGCCCAACAGGGAGCAACUUACGCGUCUGUUGUUUCAAAAGGAUUCACUAAUGGUAAAUCGUCCUAUACUAAGAGCGACGAAGGCCAUUUGGGAACUAAACAAAACACUGCACAUCUAAACGUUCCGAUCGAAAGUGGGCAGCAGAGAGGAAAGAGUCUUAGCACUGGUUUGGAAGAAUGUUUUUGUAUAAAAGUACUUGAGGCUCUGAAGACUUCAUUCAGCCAGCUAGAGGAAAAAACUAAGCUAGAGCUCAAGCUUUUGCAAUCAGAUCCACAUUUUUGGAAGGUUGCACUGAGGGACAAACUUUUGAGAGUUUCACAACUAUUUUCGAGCCAGGCAACUGACCAGAUUCAGUUCAAUGAUGCAGAAUCACGAUGGGCUUAUCUUGGAACUUAUACAGCAGCCCAUGCUACCUUGAUUCAUGCUGUUGUGACGUCAGGUCAAUUUGAGCCUCUCACAGAGUUUGUAAGGAAAAGUCAAGAUCUAGAGAGGUUGCAAGUAUGCUGCCUUGGUGCAGGACCUGGUAGUGAGAUUCUAGGUCUCUAUCAGCUGCUUCCAUCCAAGACUCAGUGGUUACUUUUAGACAACUGUGAGCAGUGGUCACACACAGCUCAGAUUCUAUUGCAAGAUGUCUGCAAUGUAUCUUUCCAGUACAGUGCUUUUGACAUUUGUAACAGUGUCAGCCAUGGAAGCAGGGGAAAUUCACCACCAUCACCAAACUAUGCUUUCAAGAAGGCAAAGUUGUUCCUGUUAUCAAAAUUUGUGUCUGCUGUCCAGAAUCUUCCUGGAUCUUUCCAGUAUCUUCGUGACAUUAUUAAGCGAGCCUCUCGAGGGUCAUUAUUCCUUUUUGUGGACAAUGCUCACAUUCAAACCAAGAACUUCAUAGAAGACUUGAUAUUCCCUUCACAUGAUAGCACAGAGCAAGAGGAGUACAAAGAAAACAAAUCAUUUAGGUUGUAUACUACUUAUGCAGAACUAAAUUCUGAUCGUGAGGAAGGUUUAAAAUCGGCUGCUAUGUGUGAAUGGGUGAGUCUUAUCAGUUACUGGCUGGACAGGAACCCAAUACUGGACUUGAGGGUUAAUGUUCAUCUGGCUGUCAAAAAGGUGUGAGAGAUACAAACAGAAGAAGACAACAGCUACAGCCAUAAUUAAGUAUACCUGAUAUUUUAUAGUUUGUAAAGAGUGUUUUUUAUUUUGAAUUUUCCCUAAGGGAUAUAUUAAUGAAAUUUCUAUUUAUUGAACAGUAAUAUUUACUUACAUUUGUUUAAAAUCAUUUUUUUUUUCACUGUAUUUUGCCUGUAAUAGAGAUCUGUUUCAUGUGCUUUAUUUGCCUCAAAGGACCAGUACAUGAGGAUUCACAGAUACAAUUGCUAUCUCUUUAAAAUUCUCAUUUGUUAAUCUAUUAGAAAAGGGAGAGGCUUGGUGUUUUGGGUAUCUAGCAAACAAACAAACAAAAAGAAAUAAAAACCAAUUUCCUAGAUAACAAUAAGAGACUGGAAAAAAAAAAGCAAAAGAAGGAAAAAUGAAAAAAGAGUCAAUUG
Molecule: messenger RNA, 2200 nt
Organism: Pocillopora verrucosa
Lineage: Eukaryota; Metazoa; Cnidaria; Anthozoa; Scleractinia; Pocilloporidae
Source: RefSeq, a predicted model, not a curated record